CAGCAGGAACUGUGCAGACACACACAUUCAGGGAACCAGGGACGGCAGCCCCUUGCACUGGGAUCUAGAGCCACAGCGCGAAAGAGAGCUAAAGGAAAACACUCAUCUAACGCAACACAAUGGCAGACAAAAUUAAAGAUGCCAAGAUCAUCUUUGUUGUGGGUGGUCCUGGUUCUGGAAAGGGCACCCAGUGUGAGAAGAUAGUUGCAAAGUAUGGCUACACUCACCUGUCAUCUGGGGAUCUGCUCCGUGCUGAGGUGUCUUCUGGCUCUGAAAGGGGCAAGCAGCUCCAGGCCAUCAUGCAGAAGGGAGAGCUUGUGCCCCUGGACACAGUCUUAGACAUGAUUAAGGACGCCAUGAUCGCCAAGGCUGAUGUCUCCAAGGGCUUUCUUAUUGAUGGCUACCCCCGUGAGGUGAAGCAGGGCGAGGAGUUUGAGAAGAAGAUCGGCAAGCCCUGCCUGCUGCUUUACGUUGAUGCAAAAGCCGAGACCAUGGUCAAGAGGCUUUUGAAGCGUGGUGAGACCAGCGGCCGAUCUGAUGAUAAUGAGGAGACCAUCAAGAAACGCCUGGACUUGUAUUACAAAGCAACUGAGCCAGUCAUCGCCUUUUAUGAGAGCCGUGGCAUUGUCAGGAAGGUUGACUCUGAGCUGCCAGUGGAUGAGGUCUUCAGCCAAGUCUCCAAGGCUAUUGACACACUGUAGUAAAACAACUAGAUGAGUUGUGUCUGGUUGUUGUUGUUGUUUUAUUUUUUAAAAUAUUUUCUCAGUAUCAAUUUCAUAAGGAUAAAACAUGAACAACAGCAGAAAUAAUACACUUCCCACUCAUCUUGGUUUAAAAAAAAAUUGAAGGUCAUUAAGCGUCAAAGAUGCCUUAACUCUACUCCUACUCCAGCAAUAGGAAUCUACAGUUUUAAGCUCACACAACAGUGGGUCUGCUUAAAGCAGCAUCUGGAAAUACAUUUGUCUUAUUA
Micropterus dolomieu (smallmouth bass) is the source of this 970-nucleotide messenger RNA. RefSeq names its product adenylate kinase 1 (gene ak1). The record is from RefSeq and is a predicted model, not a curated record. Lineage: Eukaryota; Metazoa; Chordata; Actinopteri; Centrarchiformes; Centrarchidae. Gene Ontology annotation, molecular function: ATP binding; nucleoside diphosphate kinase activity; AMP kinase activity. Gene Ontology annotation, cellular component: cytoplasm; cytosol. The transcript has 7 exons. Gene Ontology annotation, biological process: nucleoside triphosphate biosynthetic process; ATP metabolic process. Bases 120 to 701 code for a protein of 193 amino acids.